This is a messenger RNA of Harpegnathos saltator (Jerdon's jumping ant), 425 nucleotides long. RefSeq lists its product as uncharacterized. Gene Ontology annotation, biological process: regulation of transcription by RNA polymerase II. Lineage: Eukaryota; Metazoa; Arthropoda; Insecta; Hymenoptera; Formicidae. The record is from RefSeq and is a predicted model, not a curated record. The transcript is spliced from 2 exons. Bases 12 to 425 code for a protein of 137 amino acids. Gene Ontology annotation, cellular component: nucleus; transcription regulator complex.
UUUGUUUACCAAUGUUAUUAUUGUUUCUCUUAUGUACAGUGCCUCGCCCAGAACAGUUUGAUGAAUUGAAUAAUGCAGAAAAUAAUGACAUUCUUGAAGCAGUUGACAUCGAUGAACAGAUAAUAAAUCUUAUAUCCCAGAAGCGAGCAUUAUUCGACCAUUGGAUACCAGCAAGUGAAAGAAGCACUUUAAAAAAAACUGUACUGUGGCAAGAAAUAUGCAAUUCAUUGGGAGGGACAUUGAGCAUAAUCGAAAUUAAAAAAAGGUGGCGAUAUCUUCGUGAUUGCUUCAUAAAGGCAAAAAAGAAAAAACGUACUUAUAUUCCAAGUGGGUUUGCUGCUGAAGCAUUGAGUACGAAAAGAAGUUCCUUCAGAUUCUACGAACAAAUGAAGUUUUUGGAUGAUGUUUUUGAAAAAUCUCCGUAA